AAGACCGGCGAAGCCGCCCGGCUGAAGUUCACCGCCUCGGCCGAGGACACCCGCAUGCAGGGCCAGGCGCUCACCGCCGCCUCCAUCAUCGUCCACUCGGGCUUGUGGCUGGUUUACUCCAAGCCUUUCUUCGACGAUGACCCCUACGUUUUGGAGCCGGGCGGGUACCCCAAUUUAAAGGCUUGGGGAGCAAAGGACCCAUCCAUCUGCUCCAUGCACCCCAUCAGGUGGGUGGCCUACGAGGGCACCAACUUCUCGGGCGAGCAGUACAUCCUGGAGAAGGGGGUGUACCGCAGCUGUGAAGACUGGGGUGCCGCAGAUUGCCGCAUCGCCUCGGCACAGCCCAUCCUGCAGGCCAUAGGUGGGAUGGAUGCCCACCACGAUGGCCGCGUCAGCCUGGGCACGCUCCUCCCCGCCAGCUGGAUCCUGUUCGACGGGCAGGCAUUCGCGGGGGAGCAGCACGUGCUGUCCGAGGGCGAGUACCCCACGCUCAGCGCCAUGGGCUGCCUCUCCUCCACCGCCAUCUGCUCCUUGAAGAAGGUCCCAGUGUUUUUCUCGGAGCCCUCCAUCUUCCUGCACGGGCUGGAGUGUUUUGAGGGGAAGGAGAUUGAGCUGAACAACGAAGUGCGGAGUCUCCAGGCAGAGGGUUUCAACAACCACGUGCUGUCGGUGCGCGUCAAAGGCGGGAUCUGGGUUCUGUGCGAACACAGACGGAUCUAUUUCCGCAUCAGGAGCAGGGAGCUGGAGCUCUACCUCUCCGUCCCCGACGACGUGGAAGACAUGAAAGCAGGACGUGUGGUGGUCUCCAGCCUCAGCGAGCAGAGCAGCUCCGUCUGGUACUAUGAGGACGGGCUGAUGAAAAACCAGGUGGCCCCCAACAUGAGCCUGCAGGUCAUCGGGCCAGCCGGGAAGGGCGCGAAGGCUGUGCUGUGGUCUGAGACCCGGAUGCCGCGUCAGACCUGGAGCGUCGAUUCUCAGGGACGGAUCCACAGCCAGAUGUUCGAGGACAUGAUCCUUGAUAUAAAGGGUGGCCGAUCCUAUGACCGGGACCACGCCAUCAUUUGGGACGUGGCUGAGGAAAGACCCACGCAGAUCUGGGACGUACAGGUGCUAUGA
This is a messenger RNA of Pygoscelis adeliae (Adelie penguin), 1116 nucleotides long. It is a transcript of the gene CRYBG2, whose product is annotated as absent in melanoma 1-like. The record is from RefSeq and is a predicted model, not a curated record. The transcript has 9 exons. The annotation marks the transcript as partial. NCBI's taxonomy places the organism in Eukaryota, Metazoa, Chordata, Aves, Sphenisciformes, Spheniscidae.